UCGGCAGUCAAACGCGUGCACUGGCAAUUUUUACAAAUUCAGCGAUUGUUUAAAUAAAAUCAGUGAGCAAUGCAAUGAGGUAGCGAAGAUUGUUUUUGCAGAAUAUCAUUCCGUAUUGACGUCGCCCUGACGUGUUUUUCCCGACUUUCCAAUCAAUUUAAUCUGCCUACGAAAGCAGCUUAAACGCUAGGUGCAUAUCAUGUCUACGGGUCUCAAGUGCCGCAACUGCGGCUCUAAUGAGAUAGAGGAGGACAGUGCACGAGGAGAUCGGGUGUGCAUGAACUGCGGAUCUGUUCUGGAGGAUUCGCUUAUUGUCUCUGAAGUACAAUUCGAGGAACUGGGCCACGGUGCCGCCGCCAUUGGCCAGUUUGUUUCGGCCGAGUCAUCGGGAGGCGCCACCAAUUACGGCUAUGGAAAGUUUCAAGUCGGUUCGGGCACAGAGUCGCGUGAGGUGACAAUAAAAAAGGCCAAGAAGGACAUAACGCUCCUGUGCCAGCAGCUGCAACUGUCGCAGCAUUGCGCGGACACGGCCGUCAACUUUUUCAAAUUGGCUUUGAAUCGAAAUCUGACCCGUGGCCGGAGGAGCACCCACAUCUAUGCGGCCUGUGUCUAUAUGACCUGUCGUACGCAAGGCACGUCCCACCUGCUCAUUGAUAUUAGCGAUGUGCAGCAAAUCUGCUCGUACGAGCUCGGUCGUACCUACUUGAAGCUAUCGCACGCCUUGUGCAUCAACAUACCAUCUGUCGAUCCCUGCUUGUAUAUUAUGCGCUUUGCAAAUCGCCUGCAGUUGGGCUCCAAGACCCAUGAGGUGUCCAUGACGGCAUUGCGGAUUGUGCAGCGCAUGAAGAAGGAUUGUAUGCAUUCUGGCCGUCGACCCACGGGCCUUUGCGGUGCAGCCUUGCUAAUUGCUGCUCGUAUGCACGACUUCAAUCGCACCAUCGUCGAUAUAGUGGGUGUGGUCAAGAUCCACGAGUCGACGCUACGGAAACGUCUUUCUGAGUUCGCAGAGACCCCUUCCAGCGGUCUCACGCUUGAGGAGUUCAUGACGGUGGAUCUGGAGCGUGAACAGGACCCUCCGUCGUUUAAGGCUGCGCGCAAAAAGGAUCGGGAGCGCAUCAAGGAUAUUGGAGAGUUUGAGCUGACGGAACUGCAGAGACAAAUAGAUGCGCACUUGGAAAAGGACCUGGAGAAAAAUACUAACACUAUGCUGCGAAAACUGACAAAGUUCACGGAAGUGGAAGCUACUGAUAAGGGCUCAGUUGCCUCCAACCGAAUCGCUGAAAACGAGAUUGAACUUGAAGAGUCACGGCAAUUCAUCGAGCAAUCAAAUGCUGAGGUGAUUCAGCAUUUUAUUGAUAGCAACACGGAGCAGAAGACUGAUGCAACGCACAACAUGGUCGCUGCCAACAUUGAGGGACUGCGACCCGACAUUGAAGCUAUAUGUCGGGUAACACAAAGCGAUUUGGAAGAUGUGGAGCGUGCCAAGCAGUCGGAGGAAACUGAACUUUAUGUGGAAGAUCUAAAUGAUGACGAGUUGGAUCAGUAUGUGCUCACUGAGGAGGAGGCACUGACGAAAAUGGACAUGUGGAAGAAUUUGAAUGCGGAAUAUUUGCAAAAGCAGAAGGAGCGCGAGGAGCUCUUGGCCAAGGAGCGUGAGGAGGGUAAGCCGGAGAGAAAGAAGCGUAAGCCUCGUAGGAAACCUAUUGGGCCAUCCACUACGGCUGGAGAAGCCAUUGAGAAAAUGCUGCAGGAGAAGAAAAUUUCGAACAAAAUCAAUUACGACAUCCUUAAGACGUUGACCGAGGGCAUGGGUGCCGCGGGCGAGCCGGUGGCGAGUGGCAGCGAUGCAAACAGCAAACCGAUUACAUUAGACGAGCUGCAGCUCACGCCCAUCAUAGUGGAGGAGGGUCCGAUAAAGACCAAGAGGGGUCGUAUUAAACCUGCUUUCGACCUACCCGGGCCAAGUCGAAAACGUGGUCGUGCUGAGGCCAGUCUGCCUACGGCUGACUUGACGCCCAAACAGGCGGACACUGCGGAGCCAGCGGUGGUGUUGGAAGACCAUGAUGAUGCCGAGUACGACGAUGUGGACGAAGCGGACGAUGUCCAUGUCGAGCCUGAAGCAGAGCCAGAAGCCACCCUCCACGAUAUGCUUAACAAAGGAGCUGUUGGGGAUGACGAUGAGUACGGAUACGGCUUUGAAGAGGAGGAGUAUUAGCUUGUAGAGUUUGCAUUUAGUAUAAACUAUUCUAUAAUUUUUGUAUGGUAUUUGUGUUUCUAUGCACCUUAACUCAUAUUGUAUUUAGACUAAGUGCUAGAUUUAGUCCCAGAUGGAUAAUUUAUGAAUUAAUAACGGAUACACAUAAUAAUUACUCAAUUAAAAAAAUAAGAUUUUAUUGCAA
This is a messenger RNA of Scaptodrosophila lebanonensis, 2399 nucleotides long. RefSeq names its product transcription factor IIIB 90 kDa subunit (gene Brf). Lineage: Eukaryota; Metazoa; Arthropoda; Insecta; Diptera; Drosophilidae. Gene Ontology annotation, molecular function: RNA polymerase III type 3 promoter sequence-specific DNA binding; TBP-class protein binding; RNA polymerase III general transcription initiation factor activity. The record is from RefSeq and is a predicted model, not a curated record. Gene Ontology annotation, cellular component: transcription preinitiation complex; nucleus; transcription factor TFIIIB complex. Bases 200 to 2215 code for a protein of 671 amino acids. The transcript has 7 exons. Gene Ontology annotation, biological process: transcription by RNA polymerase III; transcription preinitiation complex assembly; DNA-templated transcription initiation.